AUGGGUGAGAGUUUUAAUCCUUCGGAUUUCCCUGCUCUUGUUAAGGCUCCUGUGGUAUUUCCUUCCUCUACUCCCAGAAACUGGAACAAAGUUUUCGCUCCAGAACCCUCUGCUUCCAAAGUUCUUUGCCUUUCUCACUUCCCGCAGGAACCAGAAAUUGUUCCUUUUUCUGAAGAGAAGCUGACUAAAGGUGGAGAAGAUUGGAACUUAUGUCUUGUUGGAUACUCUAUUGGUAGACGUCCGUUCUAUGAAGCGUUAUUAGGUGCCAUAAAGAAAACUUGGAGUCUUAAAGGUUCUGUCCAGCUCUUAUCGUUAAGCGAUGGUUUCUUUCUCCUUCGUUUUUCGUGCUCGGAAGACUACGAGAUGGUCUGGUCUCGGGGAGUUUGGUUUUUGCUGGGAAGGCCUUUUGUUCUUCAAAAGUGGCACCCUAAGUUCAAGCCGCAGCGGGAAAACUUCACGUCCGUCCCGAUAUGGGUAAAAAUACAUGAUUUACCCCUUGCAUGUUGGAAUUCUGAGGGGAUCUCUAGAAUUGCUAGCAAGAUUGGUAUCCCUCUUGCUGCGAACAAUCUUACGGAGCAGAAAACGCGUCUCACCUUCGCGAGGGUAUGUGUUCUGGUGGAUAACAACGCUGCCUACCCGGAAGAAAUUAAAGUAUCACUGGAUGGAGACCUCGUAAGCUUGAAGGUGCAAUAUGAAUGGCGUCCUUUCCCUUGUGACCACUGUAAGUCUUUAAUGCAUUACUCUUCUGCAUGUCCGUCCAAACCAGAGGUAGAUGCCGAAAAACCGGAUAAUUUUACUAAAACUCAUCGUGGUAGGAAUUUUAGUAGGAAAGGCAGAAACAGGAACUCCUCUAAUGCUAGAGAUUUCUCAAAACCUCCAUCGGAAAUUCCUAAACCAAAAGUCCAGUUUUCUCAAAAUCCUCCGGAACAACAAUUUCAUGUUCCAAAUGUCACUACUACAACUACAAACAUUAUUGGGCUUCCUCUCCAUUAUCAGCCUCAUUCCCCAACCCCUCAAUCCCAAGCUACUAACAGUCCUAUGGUUCAGGACACCUCUAUCCCUCAUAACUCCAUGACUGUUGAAGCCCCAAUGGUUUCAGCUAUCCCAAAUUUAAAUUCACCCAACGACGAGGAGGUAGUCUCUGCCUCAUCCAGCUCGUUACACAUCCUUGGUGCGGUUUUGAAUCAGGAUGUGUCGGUCAUGUCUCCGAACAAGUUUGAUGUUCUAAUAGAUGAGGAUGUCAGAAACAUAUUGGAAGAGCCUGAAUCCGGAAAAAUUGGUCAGGAAGUUAAUUCCAAAAAACAAAAACAGAAAGAAAAAUUUAAAGAAACUGUGGCUUCUAAAAAAUCUGCUAAGGGGAAGCAGGUUAAAAAACCCCAUUCUUCCAAUUAA
Dendrobium catenatum is the source of this 1392-nucleotide messenger RNA. RefSeq lists its product as uncharacterized. Bases 1 to 1392 code for a protein of 463 amino acids. The record is from RefSeq and is a predicted model, not a curated record. Lineage: Eukaryota; Viridiplantae; Streptophyta; Magnoliopsida; Asparagales; Orchidaceae. The transcript has a single exon.